CGCUCAACCUGUAUUUGGAUGCGUCGGAUGUGGUGACGUCGCCAGCAGCUCGCAGUGCUGCUGUUGCUCAGCGAGUGGUCUCAAGUCGAGGCUGAGAGCAAGGUUGAGGCCAUGGGCGUGGCCGGGGUCGAGUCAUUACUGAUGGUGCUGUGGUGAGCUUUGAUGCCACAUCUGAUGUUUCCCGACCACAACAUUCCCCGUUACCACCGGUCGUACAUCCCCGGACACAACAAGUUUUGCGACAGGAGGUCUACUUGCACAAGCUUGUGGCUUUUGCCCCCAGAAUGUGAACCCUGGAUGAAGUCAAAAAACAAUCACCCAGCUGGCACAGCCUAUAUUGUAGGACAUGUUUGUCGUCGGCUGGUGCGAGGAAAGCAGGCUUCUCUCUUCAAGAUUUGUUGGUUUGAUAGCCAGAUUCAACACGUGUUGGAUCAUGUUAGUAGCGGAUGCGUCCAGCGUGGUGUGGAGAAUUACGAUGCGGUUAUGCGUCUGAAGAACAAGGCAGACUGGCAAGCUCUGGUUACCGAUGAUAUCGACAACAACCUAAAGGUUGAAGAUGCCUCCUAACUUCGAGUUGUGGGUGAAAGAGGCGGCGUUAUCAUUAAAACAGCCUUUUGGUUAUGCAUCUAUUGUGUAUCUCAAUAGUACUGGUUUGA
Phytophthora nicotianae INRA-310 is the source of this 656-nucleotide messenger RNA. RefSeq lists its product as hypothetical. Bases 163 to 567 code for a protein of 134 amino acids. The record is from RefSeq and is a predicted model, not a curated record. The transcript is spliced from 2 exons. Lineage: Eukaryota; Oomycota; Peronosporomycetes; Peronosporales; Peronosporaceae.